GGUCCAUUUUUUGGGAACCUUCCGUCGGAGCAGAGCUUCAGCCGGAGAGCCAAGAGGCGCAGAGAGAAGCAGAAUGACAAAGACAAAAGUUGACAUCACUUUGAAAAAGUUUCAAGGAAAGACCAGCGUAGCAGGCUCGGAGACACUACCACCUGCAGGUUCCCCUCCAAGUCACGCCCCAUCCUGGCUUGGAAAUAUAUUGCUGUUUCUUCACCAUCACUGGGUCUAAAUCCUGGAACUUCCUCCCCAACAGCACCGUGGGAGCCCCUUCACCAGAAGGAAGAAGAAAUAAGUGGGCAGAUUAUUAUCUAGGAUCACUCUGUCUCUGUCAAUUGGAACCAUGUGGCUGAUGAAGCUGUUGGCUGUUGGCCUGGUGAUUGCUGCAGUCUCGGCUGCCGAGGAGAAGCUGAGCGAACAUGCGGCCACAUUGGCGGACGCCAGCAUCAAGCUGGGAUUGAACCUGUACCAUGCCAUGGCCAAGGACAAAGCCACCAGAAACAUCCUGCUCUCUCCUGUGGUGCUCGCCUCCUCCCUGGGAACAGUGUCGCUUGGGGGCCAGGACUCAACCGCCUCUGAGGCGAAGGCUCUGCUCGACAUGAGCAAGGUGCAAGACGACAAGUUCCAUCUGUCGAUCUCCCAGCUCCUGGCGGAAGUCAGCAACUCCAAGGCGCGCAAUGGGACCUGGAGAAUCGGCAGCCAGCUCUACGGUCCCACCUCAGUGAAAUUCACCGAGGACUUUGUGCAGAAGAGCAAGAAGCACUACAACCUUGAGCACUCCAAGAUCAACUUCAGGGACAAGAAGGGUGCCCUGAAGGCCAUCAAUGAGUGGGCAGCAAAGACCACAGAUGGCAAGCUUCCUGAGAUCACCAAGGACCUGGAGAAAACCGACGGAGCCAUGAUCAUCAAUGCCAUGUUCUUUAAACCUCACUGGAAUGAGAAAUUCCACCACAAGAUGGUGGACCAACGGAGUUUCAUGGUCACCCGCUCUGAGACGGUUGCGAUAGACAUGAUGCACCGCACCGGCUUGUAUAACUUCUACGUGGAUGAAGCAAAUGAGGUGUACGUGCUGGAGAUGCAGCUGUCUGCUGAGCGCUCCAGCGUGAUCUUCAUCAUGCCCUUCCAGCUGCAGCCCCUGGACGGAGUCGAGAAGCUGCUGACCAAGGAGCAGAUCAACGCCUGGGUCAGCAAAAUGAAGAAACGGGCGGUGGCCAUCUCCUUGCCAAAGGGCACAUUUGGGGUCAGCCAUCAGCUCCAGAAACAUCUGGGCAGCAUUGGUUUGACCACAGCUGUUGACAAGAGCAAAGCUGACCUGUCCAAAAUCUCGGGCAAGAAGGAUCUGUACCUGGCCAGUAUUGUCCAUGGCACUGCCUUGGAGUGGAGCACAGAUGGCGACCCAUACGAUGCUUUCAUCUACAGUCGAGAGGAGCUGAAGAACCCAGAGGUUUUUUAUGCUGACCACCCCUUCAUCUUCCUGGUCAAGGACAAAAGGACCGGUUCAUUCCUCUUUGUUGGGCGGCUAAUAAGACCAGAUGGUCGCAAAAUGCAUGACGAAUUGUAGCCACCAGGCAGCUUUGGUAUCCGUGGGGCCAAAAUGCAACAUGUCUUUCUUUUUUCCAAAAAAAAGAAAUGUCACUUCUACAUGAGCAGUGUGACAUGCUGUCUUGGGAGUAAACAGUUGGUCUUUUUGAGGAUGGUGUCCUGUAAACCCGCACCCUUACCCCCAAGUCAAUUAAAGGGACCUGUUUUUCUCCCUCAACACCCCACUUUCCUCAAAAUGCUGGGUGGAUUUCAACUAAGAGUAACUGGUUCUUAGGGCUCUAUCCUGGUUGUACCACACUAGUCCAAUCCACUGAAUCUGUAGACUUGAUUUUGCAGGGCUAACUCCACCACUGUGUAACCUCAACAAGUGGGGCUGAUUUGAAUAGCACCGCACUGAAGAUUUGGCUCAACCAAUUCCUGUUGAUGCUUCAUAGGUCCCUCUUCUCAGCUUCCUUCAUCGCACCCUAACACAUCUACCUUCCUCCCCCUCUUCUCCAGAAAAGCCUCUAUCCAUCUCAGCUACUCCCCGUGAGAGAUUUACAUUCACAGGAGACUCUGGCCAAGGCUGACAUUCCCUCAUUGAUGUACAAAUGACCACUUUCUCUAUUUUUGCAAAAUGUCCUGGCAACUUUUGGAAAGGUUUGAUUUUGAAAUCUUUUGAUUUUAACCUCAACUUUUUAUUUUUAUGGAAGGCACUUCAAAAGAGUUUGAACUUCCUUUGGAGUGAUGGGAUGGAGGUGGGAGCUUUGUGUCCUUUGUCACAUGCCGUGUUCAUCACCGAGACCUUGAAACACUUUCAUGUUUGAAAUGGUAACAAAUGCCCGACAGUAGAGGACUGGUUUAUCUGAAGGGAACAUUUUAUUCUUCAUAACUGCUGGGUGAAUCAUGAGCAACCAAUCUACUGCUGGUGGGAUUGAAUUGAUGUGGCAAAAUUUCACUAAUUAAAUAUAUUGGUAUCCCUUGUGAAUCAGACCAAUAAACUUGUUCCUACUCCUAGUUCAUCUAACCUCUUCCUUUCUUCUGCAUCUGGCUUCCCCUUGAAUACCUCACAGUUAUUCCCAAGUUGUGGCUCAUGCCCCUCUCCACCAAAGAGAUUUCUAAUGAAUUCUUAUUAUGCCUUUACUGGUGGCUUCUGGAUCUGCCCACGAUUGAUGUAGUUCAAUAAGUCUAGUUUUAAAAAAAUGCUGGAAAUGCCCUCUGGUUGGAUGGAGGAGAAAAGAUCUGUUUCAUAGAUUAAGGGACGCAGGUCAUUCAUCCUUAACUGUAUAGAACACUACACAGAAAACAGGCCAUUCAGCCCUUCUAGUCUGUGCCAAAACUUUAUUCCACUAAUCCCAUUGACCUGCACCCAGUCCAUGUAUGAUAUGUCCCAGCAGAAAUCCCUGGAGAGGAGCAGGUUGGGAGGGUGGGAACUGAUACAUGAUUGAGUUCACCUUGUAAGACUGUGGCCUCUGGUGGGACUGUGUGGUUUCCAGUUGGUUUACAUUAAUCAAGUGCCAACAUCCUUCUAGUUCUUGGGUGGAGUCGAUGGUAGCACAGAUAUCUCAAGAAAAUUUUUUUAAAAACUGCAGAUUUUGGAAAUCUGGGAUGGAUAAAGAUAAGAAAAUGCAAGGUCAGGCAGCAUCUGUGGAAGGAGGAACAGUUAAUGUUUCAGGUCUGGGACGAAGGGUCAUGAACCCUGAACAUGAACUGUUUCUCCUUCCCCAGAUGCUGCCUGGCCUGUUGAAUGUUUCCAGGUUUUCUAAGGCCGAGUCAUUUCUUGAACCUCGAGGCUCAUUACAACCUUUCCACCCUGCUGGAUAAUCAAGAGCUUGUUCCAAUUGUUUUUUUGGGAGGUAAAAAAGACUUCUAUUGUAUCUGAGCUGUUUUUAUUGCAAACCCCUCAAUUUCUUGGACAAUCAAAACUGUUUGUAUUGGGAGCAGUUGAUGACAGUGGAGUGUUGGGUGGGAAAUUGUGACAGUUCCAUUGUUGAGCUUCCUAUUGAAUGACAGUAGAUGUACUCAUGUUGCACUACCUCCUGGCCCACACCGUGUCGUCAUUGGAGAUGGAUCAUUGCAGUAUCUGAAAACUGCAUUUGGUUUUGUUUUACAAUAAAAAGAAAUGUG
Molecule: messenger RNA, 3645 nt
Organism: Pristis pectinata (smalltooth sawfish)
Lineage: Eukaryota; Metazoa; Chordata; Chondrichthyes; Rhinopristiformes; Pristidae
Product: serpin H1-like
Exons: 7
Coding region: 341-1558 (405 amino acids)
Biological process (GO): negative regulation of endopeptidase activity; collagen fibril organization
Cellular component (GO): endoplasmic reticulum
Molecular function (GO): serine-type endopeptidase inhibitor activity
Source: RefSeq, a predicted model, not a curated record